Molecule: messenger RNA, 816 nt
Organism: Eupeodes corollae
Lineage: Eukaryota; Metazoa; Arthropoda; Insecta; Diptera; Syrphidae
Product: lachesin-like
Exons: 4
Coding region: 1-816 (271 amino acids)
Source: RefSeq, a predicted model, not a curated record
AUGUGCAAACCAACUGUAAAUUAUAUCCACAACAACAACAACAAACAAACAACAAUAACAGUUCCAAUUCACAAAAUGGAAGCAUUAAGCGGCGAAACAAUUUAUCUUCCAUGCAAUGUGAGUACGUAUGAAGGAGAUGACGCCGUACUCAUUCUAUGGUAUCGCGAGGAUAAAGGAACGCCAAUAUACAGUGUCGACAUCCGUGGUGGAGGAUCAAAAGCUGCUAAACGAUGGUCCGACGAAAGUGUGUUCGGCGGAAGAGCCUACUUCAUUUUUGACAAGGAGCCUGGGGAGCUAUCAAUACAAAGUACUCGUGAAACCGACACAGGAAUCUAUCGGUGUCGAGUGGACUUUUUGAAAGCUCAAACGAGAAACAGCAAAAUAAAUUUAACCAUUAUAUCACCACCUGAGCGCAUUAGCAUACGGGAUGAUGCGGAUAUAGAACGUUCGAGUAUUGUGGGGCCGUACAGUGAAGGCGAUGUGGUGUCCUUAAAAUGUGAAGUUUAUGGAGGCAAACCAACGCCAACCAUAAGCUGGUACCGGGACGGCAUUCCGGUAAUCUCUGAAACAAAUCAUGUCCCAGGCGGACGUUAUGUACAAAGUGAAAUUACAUUGGGUCCCCUUAGCCGGGAGGAUCUUAACUCAAGACUGACAUGCAGAGCAAACAAUCAUCCCAGGGCAACACCAAUUGAAUCAGUAGUACAAAUUGAUAUGAACUGUGAGUAUAAUGCCUUCAGGAUGUUCCCAAACCCGUUCACCGAAGAUCCUUCCUUUUGCAAUCCAAAUCCUCCUUUCCUUUUAGGUAUCAUACUAUGA